UCAGAGCUCACUGCAUGUCUACACAAGGCGAUGGUCGUCUAAAGUUCACUUAUCAUCCAAGUCCCCUUAACAAAGUCAAAAUCCCCUGGAAGCUGUCAAUGUUCGAUACUCCCGACAUUCCGACACUUGUUUCAGUCUCACGCCAGGCCUGCCCAUGGUGUUGCAUCCUCUGCCAGCAACGUGGCGGUUAGAUGGACACAUCGCCAGCGUAAGAGUGACACUAAAGUGAAUGCCUGGGGGUAGCGGACUAGCAUAACGGAUCGAUAAGGAGGAUUCUAUGGGAGAGUACCAUCCACCACGAAACAAGACCGCUUUGCCGCUUUUUACACUCUCCGACCAGGCCACACAAAGACAAUGGUUUCAGCAUAGCGUUAAAAGUCCCUAGAUCAGGCACGUCAUAAGCUGAAAGGGUGGGAGAAGAAGCACUUUGAUUGGACCCAGUUCCGAAUCUAUCUACGCAUAAAAUCAGUCGGUGCUAUCUCGAUUCACAACCGACGCCUCAGUGGAAUUACUUCUGUCAUUUACAAGACAUCUUGCUUCAAGGAAUUUCGCAAUAUUGACCCCAAGAGAUGCUCAAGCAGGAGGUCAAAGUUAUUUAGUCAACGUUGUGAUGUCAUGAGAAUAUCGGGCUGCCACUGGAUUAAGCUUUAGUGUACAUCAGAUGCGCUCGCUGUUCCUCUAGUCAACACAAUCCAGAAAUGUAUUCCACGCAAGGAACGUGGUGUGUUUUGAUGUUGCUGCACAUGGUUCUUUUGCUUAAUGUGCAGUAUUCCAGAGCAGGGAAAAAUCUUCCCGAGGUAUGUAAUGAACUUUCCGCCGUGGCAACAGGCAUUGGGAAAUACACGGAGAUUGUUUCGCGCCAAAGUAAUGUCGUCUGUCGGGAGUCUGCUGCCGGCUUAAUCGUCUGGUCACACUGGACAUCCAAGAGGAAUGCCAUCCUCAGAGUUGUGAUUCGACGCUGUCCAAGGGUAGAACGAAUGUGGGUGAUGACAGAAGAUGGUGCACACUUUCUGCCUACGUCAUCAAAUCUGAAGAUUACGUCAUGCACGUAUCCCAAUGACACGGUGAUCGUGCCCGCGACUGGACGUACCAAGGAGAAACUGGAUAUCCACACAUUAUCUUCCAGCGGAGUAAACAUCGUUGUUUUGGUAGCAGAGCAGGACGGAGCUGGCACGCUGUAUACAACUCACAAGUACCAUCUUGCUCCACAGACCAAACACAGGCAUCACCGACCACGCCGUGAAGCGGAACCAAAACCCGAACCGGCGUCUGAUGAUGCUGCCGUUUCCCCUUUCCCGCUCAGCCAGUGUGGUGAAAACCGGACGUGUAUCAGAUACGGUGCGUCCGAUUGUGAUCACAUGACCUGUGACUACUUCCUGUCAUAUCACGUGAUCAACGCUAAUAGUGUGGACCUGGAAUUGAGCGGAAAGAGCAAAGGAUGGGUAGCCGUGGGGUUCUCGUCGGACGCAAAAAUGGGCGGAGAUGAUGACGUCAUAGCGUGCAAGCUGAAGGACGAAUCGUCAAAUGCCAUCCAGGUGGCCUCGCUGACCAACAUCGUCGCCCACUCCGCUCCGGAACCCAAACCAAGCGCCCUGACCUUGAAAAGUUCGCAGUGCAAGGACGGCUAUAUUUACUGCCGGGUCACGCGACUCCUCAAGGUCGACAAGAGGAAUAACCUGGAUUUUUCAAACGAUUGGUUUCAGCUUUAUGCACGUGGUUCAGUUGGAAGUAGUGGAGUCAUGCUUCAACACGAUAAAACUCCCUUCACUUCGGAUGACAAAAUCACCAUGCUAAUACCAACCAACAAGUUCACAUCUUCCGCUAGCAGCCGCCAUCUUUAUUCAAUAGGCCUCCUGAGUCUCGUGAUGUCUCGUCUCGCUGUUUCCUGACGAGAUCACGCAUCACGAGCUCCACCUAUCUGCCUCUAAUUUUCUCCAGCCUGAUUUCUGCCUGCUCAGCGGAAUUCAAUCUUUCGGCCGAGAGAUCGGGUAUUUUCGAUAAAAUCCGGUCGGGUAUUUGGUGAUAAUGUCGGUUCAACAGAUCCCGUGGCGUAGUGAAAAAAUACAAUACGGAUGAAUGAAAGAAAAUCCAGUUUAGUAUUCAUGUAAUGAAAACGACGAUUAACGUACUUAAGAUGAACUAUGUUUACAAGUUUUAUAUCUAAGAAAAUCGUCUCUUUGUGCCAGAAAUUCAUUUACCCAAUUAUGCACGUAAACAAAUUACAUUAAGGCCUAACCAUAAGCAAAAGGAUCUGCCGUGUCUCACAACAUACAUUCAUUAACGGCUCUGUCCUUAGCAAAUACGUGCUUACUAAUACCAUUUGAAGACAUUGAUACCAUUUUCACGAGAAACGUACGUAUGGCUGUUGAAUCGUAAUUUCCCCUAAAGCCUGCUACUGUUUUGAGAGAUCCGGCUCCAGCUCAAAGAAGCAAUCUCGCGAGAUUCUCAUUCUGGCAUGGAUCCCUUUUAUUUCGAUGGGAAUAAUUGCAUCAUGGCUGACUGUUUGCGCUAAUCCAGCGUUGUUGAUUUGUUUUUGUUCCUCGGAGUGCCAAGGACACGGGGUUUUUUAAACCAAAUGCUUCAGUUAACCCAUCAGUGAUGAAGAUAGCAUACGUUCAAGAAAUCAAUAGAUUCGCAUGAUGCAUGAUGUGCAACUUGGGUUUGCGCGAGACUGUUUGAAGCCCAUGUUAAGAGAGACUGGACAUCCGUCUUGUAUCAAUCACGAUAUAAGAUUCUUUUGGAGGAUUUGUAGAAAAGUUGGAGUAUAAGAUGGAUGCGACAGGAUAUCAACUUUUUUAUAUUUGUAAGAGAACUUUGGAUGUAGAUUCUUUACUGUUAUUGAGGAAAUGACAUUGCAUGUGGCAAGCUAAUGACGCAAUUACAAAACGAGAAAAUCACUGUUACAAUAAAAUCUAUCAGGCAACAACUAAAUGACGUCAGACAAGUAAAUCGAUCAGCAAAAAGUGAGACAUCACGCAACUCCAAUGAUUGCAGUAGUCGUUAGCUUCACAAAGUUGUGUGAAGCUGUUCCUGAAGGCCCUCUGACCUUUAAUGAUGCAGUUGCCAUCGGUAUUGUCACUUUCAGUUGUCAGAUAUUUCAAGCGUUUUCAUUUUUAUAACUACAGAGAAUGUGUUAGAAAUCAGUAUCUAAGAAGACUGUUAUUUAGAGAAAGACAUCGAGCGACACCCAAAGUCUGGUUGUCAUAGACACGUCAUAAUGGAAUCACUCCCUGGAUACCUCCCUGUGAGAACUUAAGUUUGCUUUGAAAUUAAGCAGCGCUUAGAAUCUGCGCUUGAUGGCUACCUUUAAAACACGUAUCUUAAAAUAUCGCAAUAUUGUAGAUGUUAUUCAAUUUUGUGUAUAUCUUAUUGUUGAGCAGGGAUUUAUGUACAUCCGAACUGUAAGGACACUCUUGCUACCUGUAUACAGGUAUGUAAGUAGAAGAUGAGUAAGACAGUAUUGUCUCCAAAACGUUGUCUUCCUAUGUAAGCACAUGCUUCCGGUUGUAUUAAUUAUUAUUUUUUUAAAUCAUUUUUUUAUUUAAAUGUGUUAUAUAUUUUUGCAAAAUAGCCAGAAAACAAAUGACCUUGUAGAUGAAUUUGGAUUGGUAGGUGGCAAAAAUACUUAUUUAUAAAACUAAAAACUCACAACGGCAUAUCUCUGUCAUUUAUUUCUUGUCAAAGCGAUCUUUUCCGUCGGUGUAUUAAAAACAAAUGGUUCAU
This is a messenger RNA of Haliotis rubra (blacklip abalone), 3723 nucleotides long. RefSeq lists its product as uncharacterized. Lineage: Eukaryota; Metazoa; Mollusca; Gastropoda; Lepetellida; Haliotidae. Gene Ontology annotation, biological process: regulation of glutamate receptor signaling pathway. The record is from RefSeq and is a predicted model, not a curated record. Bases 699 to 1889 code for a protein of 396 amino acids. The transcript has 8 exons.